This is a messenger RNA of Phycomyces blakesleeanus NRRL 1555(-), 462 nucleotides long. RefSeq lists its product as hypothetical. Gene Ontology annotation, biological process: translation. The record is from RefSeq and is a predicted model, not a curated record. Lineage: Eukaryota; Fungi; Mucoromycota; Mucoromycetes; Mucorales; Phycomycetaceae. The transcript has a single exon. Gene Ontology annotation, molecular function: structural constituent of ribosome. Gene Ontology annotation, cellular component: mitochondrion; ribosome. Bases 1 to 462 code for a protein of 153 amino acids.
AUGCCUCGCGUUCACGACCUUUGCGCCCGUAUUCAGAAUGGAUUCAGAGCACGACUUCAAACAAUGGCAAUACCCGAGACUAAAAUGAAUCUCGCCAUCGCCAACAUUCUUUACAAGGAGGGCUUUAUCUCCUCAGUAAGCCGCGGAAACCACAUUUCCCCCGACACAGAGUACACAGCAACUACUCCUGACAAUGUCGCCACUCGUCGCCUCUGGCUCAACCUUAAAUACAAGGAGAACAAGCCUGCACUCGAGAAACUGACUGUAAUCAGCAAGCCCGCCAAGAAGGUUAACUUCUCUGUCAACGAGUUGAAAAAUCUUGCCAACGGCCGACGAGCCCAGUUUAUCAAGCCUCUUCAACCUGGAGAGAUUGCUAUUUUAUCCACUAACCGUGGUGUAUUGGAAUUGCAGGAAGCCCUGAAGAAGAAUGUCGGUGGAGAGGUUCUUUGCCGUGCCAAUUAA